AUGGCUAAUAGUGAGGUCUCGUUUGGUAAGUCUACACUUUCCAUAGUUCCAAAUAAGGGAAGCCAGUCCACAGUUUUGGAAAGAGGGGAUUUUUCGGGGAAGGAAAAUAAUGCUCAGCAAGAAAGAUUGGUGGAUGCUGCUCAGCAUGAGUGUUUGGUGGAUGGAGCCCAGCAUGAGUGUUUGGUGGAUAAUGUCCAACAAUAUUCCUUGGUUGAUGGUAUUCAAGGAAUGCAGCCCUCUAAUUUUGAAGGUAAUUCAGGAAUUCGAUCCCCCAACCCAGUUUUGAACGCGAUUAUUAAUAUUGAUAGGCCUUGCCAUGGUUCUCAAAUGGAAGAAUUGAAAAAAACCAGUGAGGAAGAGCAAUGCUUGUUAAAUGAUCAGUGUCUGCCAUCUUCAGAUUCCACUUUUUUCAUUGACCAUCACUUUGCUGUUAGAAGAGACUCAAGUAAUCCCUUGGAUGACGAAAUGGACCCUAGUAGGGGUAAUGAUCUCACCCUCCCUCAAAAUCCUCAUACGGGCAUGAUUACUAGAUCAAAAUCUAAUCCAAUGUCAAUGGAUAGUGACAGUGUGGAAAUUCCAAAUUCAUUGCCAAUGGAUAGUGAGAAUGUGUAG
Molecule: messenger RNA, 612 nt
Organism: Ilex paraguariensis (yerba mate)
Lineage: Eukaryota; Viridiplantae; Streptophyta; Magnoliopsida; Aquifoliales; Aquifoliaceae
Source: the annotation of a GenBank genome assembly